Messenger RNA from Anolis sagrei ordinatus, 4060 nucleotides. RefSeq names its product ADAMTS-like protein 2. The record is from RefSeq and is a predicted model, not a curated record. Gene Ontology annotation, biological process: extracellular matrix organization; proteolysis. Gene Ontology annotation, cellular component: extracellular matrix. Gene Ontology annotation, molecular function: metalloendopeptidase activity. NCBI's taxonomy places the organism in Eukaryota, Metazoa, Chordata, Lepidosauria, Squamata, Anolidae.
GUGGAGCUGCCGGGUUGCGCCUUCGCCGCCUCCCAACAGGUUGGAAAGCCAUUAAUUACAGCCUGGGCCAUGCAGCUCUGCGCUCGUGCUGCCGACGCUCAAGCCACCGCCGGGACUUUUCUACUGCUGCUGCUGCUGCUCUUGCCGCCUCCGCUUUCUUUGCUGUGCUGCCCAUGGAGCGUUAGGGCUCAGCAUGGCCCUCCGGCUCCUCCUGGCUCCUUGCUGGUCGCUCCUGCUCCUCGCCUGCGCUAAGGACAGUAGUGAGCCUGCAGAAGGAGCGGGUACCUGGAAUGAAGAGAUCACCAAGUGGUGGGGGGAAUGGAGCUCCUGGUCCACCUGCUCCCGUACCUGUGGAGGGGGAGUCAUGUCCCGAGAGAGGCACUGCCUACGGCAGCGACUGCAAAUAGCCCAAGGGACAAAUAGCAGCAUGUGUGUUGGUCAGUCCAAGCACUACCAGCUAUGCCAGCAGCAGCCUUGCCCUGCCAAUACCAUCAGCUUCAAGCAGCAUCAGUGUGCCAGCUUCAAUGCCAAGGCCUUUGGGAAACACUAUUAUCACUGGAUGCCUCUUUAUCCAGAUGAUUACACCAGCAUCUCCAACAAGCCAUGCGACCUCCAGUGCACCACUAGAAGUGGAGAGAGACAGCUGAUGGCACGAGCACAGGAUGGCACGUCAUGUAAGGACAGGACCUACCAAGGGGUCUGCAUCAGUGGAAAGUGUGAGCCAAUAGGGUGUGAUGGCAGCCUCUAUUCUUCCCAGGUGAUGGACCGGUGCCGUGUAUGCGGAGGAGAUGGAAGCACUUGCUACCGAGUUUCUGGCAGUUUUCGAAAGGGGAUCUCACAGUUAGGCUAUGUGUUUAUCACCAACAUCCCUUCUGGUGCUACAGACAUUCUCAUUAUUGAGCAGAGGAAGACAGAGAACAUACUGGCACUGGCUGAUGACUCUGGGCACUUCUUCUUCAAUGGGAAUUCUGCUCUUGACAAUCCUCAGAACUUCAAAGUGGCUGGCACCGUCUUCAAAUACCGCCGGCCUUCCAACCUCUAUUCUGAUGGCCUGGAAUACAUUAUUGCACAGGGUCCUACCAACCAGUCUCUCAAUGCCAUGUACUAUAAUUUUAAUGGGAAAGUGCCCCACGUGACCUAUGACUACACUGUGCCAAGAACACUGUCACCAGCUCUUCAGACGGUUUCCCCUGUCAUCAAGAUGCCUAUCCAUCUUCACCUUUCCGGUUCCAGCCACAAUCGCCAGGAAGCCAUCCCUCCCAUUUCUGAAGAUUUUAAUGACACUUGGAUCUCUCUGGCUCCGGAUGACAUUGGGGAAGGUUUCACUCAAGGGGAGGACCAUGGAGGCAUGGUCUACAAGAACCAGAACUUUCCCCCCAGUAAUACCAGUGUUCAAGGAAAGGAAUGGGACUGGAAGCACAGGACAGAGGAGGAAAGAUUUGGCUUCCAAGUUCGACAGGUUUAUCAUACAAAUGGAGCAGGUGAUGAUGAAGAGCUGGCAACCAGCAAAGAUACAAACCUGGAUCUCAGGCUUAACCAUAUUACAGUCAGCACGGCUGUACCCCAUGGUACAUCAAGGCCAGAAUUCCAAGAGACUAGCAGGAUUGGGUUAUCCAGGCUGCGUCUGUUCCGGAAAUUGUGUCUCCAAGAUCUUCAAAAUGCUGCCUUUUGUAGAGAGUUGCAUUACCAAGCAAUCAAGCUUGGAAGGAAGAAUACAACAGCGGUGUUUUGGGGAGACCCAUUGGUAGAGUGGCCAGAAGGACUGCGCAAGCAACCUACAAGAAAGAACUUUCUUGAACAUGUAAAUGCUGAAGUUUUCGCUGUGGAUGAAGCAACUAACGAUACAGUUAUGGCAUCAUCUUCCAAGCCAAGAUCCAGCUCCACCUUUCAUCUGGGCUUUGUGAAUAAACACCUGUCAGAAGCUCUUCAGAGUCCUGGCUCUGAAAGCAAUGACUUUGAACUGAACCCCCUUGGCCAUGACGACAUCAGCCUGGCGGACAUGUAUCGCUGGAAAGUGUCUGCCUAUGCUCCUUGCAGCUCUACAUGUACAUCAGGGAUCAGCACUUCCUAUGCCAUGUGUGUCCGCUACGAUGGAGUGGAAGUGGAGGAGACAUAUUGUGAUGCACUGACUCGUCCUGAACCCACUCAUGAGUUCUGCGCUGGCAGAGAUUGCCAACCCAGAUGGGAGACCAGCCGGUGGAGUGAGUGUUCCAGGACUUGCAGUGAAGGCUAUCAAUACCGAACUGUGCGUUGUUGGAAGAUGCUGGCUCCAGGAUUUGAUAGCUCUGUUUAUGACGACAUGUGUGAGUCAAUUGAACUAACCAGACCCAUGGAAAGGAAACAAUGCAAGAAUAAACCUUGUGGCCCACAAUGGGAGUUGUCAGAGUGGUCUGAGUGUUCUGCUCGGUGUGGUGGUCCUGGCACAAUGAAGAGGGAAGUACGCUGCUCUGUAGAACCAAAUCUGUGCAAUGACUCUGUGAGACCUAUCAGCGAGAAGGAAUGCUCUGGGCCUCCCUGUGACAGGCAGUGGACUGUCUCAGACUGGGGAUCGUGCUCAGGCUUGUGUGGUGAAGGACGGAUGAGCCGCUUUGUCACAUGCCGCAAUCUGGAGGGGAAAGUCAUCUCAGAUUCCCAGUGCAACCCCAAGACCAAGCCUCUGGCAAUAUACCCCUGUGGAGAUAAGAACUGCCCUGCGCACUGGGUGGAGCAGGAAUGGGAUCAGUGCAAUGCCACAUGUGGCCGUGGUGUCAAGAGGAGGACGGUUUUGUGUGUGGGGCUUGAAAAUGGCCUGUACAGAGAAUAUCCCGAGGAGCACUGUGAUGCUUUCCCAAAACCAGAUAUGCAGGCAUCCUGUUUCAAGAGACCCUGUUCAACAUGGUUUUCAACCUCUUGGUCACAGUGCAGCAAGACCUGUGGCACCGGCCUACGUUUCCGUGAGGUGAAGUGCUACCAAGGAGAAACCCUCGGACAAGGCUGUGAGUCAGCUUCCAAGCCAGAAGCCAAGCAGACAUGCCAGCUACAGCUGUGUCCCACAGAUGCCCCAGAUGAAGACUGUGAAGAUAAAGCAACUGCUAACUGUGUGUUGGUCCUCAAAGUGAAGCUCUGUUCACACUGGUACUACAGAAAGGCUUGCUGUAGAUCUUGCAGGAGCAAAUCACGCUGAUCCUUCAUACGGUCCUUUCCAGCCUGGAAGAAGGAGCUUGACUGAAAUACACCAGAAACUUUGAUGCCUGACUCACAUGGAUUCUUAGACUAUAUCAUAUCCAGCUUCUAGAUUUUUUUGUGUUUCCAGACGUCAGAAAGGCCCUGUUUAUAGGCCUUUCCAAAAGACACAAUACCUCCUUCCGACAGUUCAACUUCCAAACUGAUGGAGCUGCCCACACGUCUUUUGAUACAGGUUUUUUGUCAAGUGGAAUAUCAAAAUAUCCAGGCUUCAUGUACUGCCACCAACACUUUCCUGGCUGUAUCUCCUUGGCUGACUCUAAGUUUCUUGUUGAUGUUUCAACUCCUUCCCCUAUACAGCUCAUGCCUUUACAUUUAUGUAGUGCUUUGGAUUGCACAGUUUUUGGGGCAGCCCAAAAGUCUAUCACCCCAUCUCUCCCUUCUAUAGCAACCAAUCAGAAAAUUGUGGAAAGCCUAUAAUCCAGAUUUCAUGAUAGUGGCCCUCCCAGACCAUAAAGAUGCUAUGUAAUUGUCAUGGUCAAUAUCUGCUGGUAGACAAUAAUCAGUGUUGGUCCAAGUUAAAGUAGACCUGCUAACUGAAGUAUUGAGUAACCAAGUUUCCAUUGAUUCAGUAAGUCUAUUUCAGUUGGGGAAUAGCACUUGAAUUCUGGCCAUAUUCUCUAAACCAUGUUCUCUAUUAAUUUGCCCAGUCUUUAAAAGCCAUAAAUGAAACACAGACAAAAGGUCCACUCACAUACCCAAAGAAAGGAACAAGGGAUAGUAAAAAAAGUAGAUUGCUGAAAUGCCCCAUAUAGCAAGUUGUUUGUAUUUAGUAGUCUUCCAUCCACUUGAUCAGUGUUUUAAAAGCAUCGUUUCACAAUAAAGAGAGUGAAAACUA